Prorocentrum cordatum is the source of this 3149-nucleotide messenger RNA. Lineage: Eukaryota; Dinophyceae; Prorocentrales; Prorocentraceae. The record is from the annotation of a GenBank genome assembly.
CACCACUGGCGUGCAGCACCACUGGCGUGAAGACGCCAAUGGGGACCGAGUGCGGGAAGAGCUUGUACGUCCGCAAGAAGUACCACCCGAAAGGUACGACCGCUAAGGACGUCAUCGCAAAGAAGGCAGCGGAUAAGGAGGAGCAAGACAGACACGAGAGGUUGCGUGAAGAUCAUGCAUCUGGCAAGGACGAGUGCCAGCUGACCGAAGCAGUGACCGUCAAACAUUCCACAGUUGAGGAGUCGAAGUCUUUCGAGGACGCCUUCGUCGAGGGCGACCUCACAGAGCUCUUCACGUUCGCCCGUGUCCGUUCCAUUCAGUACGACUCGCGCGAGAGCCUCGUCAAGUGCAUCAACGUGACGCUUGGCUUCGAGACUGGCGUUGGCAAGACUGGCGAGUCCGGCGUUUUUGUGCCAGACAAGACGCCUGGUACGUCCUACAGGCACCGCCAUGGCGUCUCCAAGACUUCGGCCAUCGCGCGGAAGGAGGAUCACGACGACUUGGGCACCGCCGCUGAGCAGGGCCUGGCGAACGACUGGAACUUGAUGAACAAGGAGGGCUUCCACGAGGUCACGGGUGCCGAGGGGGCCGCCGUGGAGGACGGUGCCACUGGCAUGGAUCUCCCGUCGACGAGAGCACCGCCAGACUCUUUCUCGGCCUCAGCUUCGAGCUGCUCGGCGCCUGCCUUCGCUCAGGCUUGCCCUCCCGACGAUGCCAUUUCCGUCGCGAGUGGGGCGUCGCGCAGGAGCGGGCCUGGCAGCUUCGGCCACGCCGAAUGCGAGCCGCCCGUUUCUCCGAGGAGCUGCGCUACGCCGAUGCCGACGGCGACGGCGCCAAGGAAGCUCGAGGGCCAGGUUCAGAGCACGAGGAAGGCGCAGAAGGGAGGCGGCAACGCGAACUUGCUGGAGUCUGGCAAGCAGACCCUCGAAGAGACGGAGGCCAACUGGUCGGUCAGCGUGCUGUGGAACAAGAAGUACAGGCAGCGCGACUACGAGAAUCUCCUCACGAGGUUGAUCGCCAAGGCGAGCAAGGCAUCGGCGUUGAUGCAUGAAGACUCGGCAGAGGUUUCAGAGCAGUUAUAUCGGACUGGAUUCUGGUUGCAGGAGACGAAGAAUACAUUAGACACUCUCAAAGCAUCGCCAGAUACCGUCGUUGACGCAGUCAGCAAAGUUCUUCGGAACAUCAUCGUCCAAGCUAACGAUCCCCUCAAGUCCAACAUGGCCUUCGCAGUAUGCUGCGCUCUCUUGUCGCAGUCAAGCCCGAAGUCCCACGUGAUGGCAUUGAGGACGAUGAAGUACAGCAGUGGCAGCGAGCACAUGUCGGUGGCGACGUUUGGCGACAUCGCGCGCGAUGGCGACUUCCUUGUCCUGAAGCGAGAAUCCAUGACUGAGUUUACGGCGCUCAUGGCGGAGUGCGACCACAUCGUCGGCGAGCGCAGCAUCAACGACCUGACCGUCGACAGCUCGAGCAUCGACCCUGCUACUGGAUGGGUGCCUCAACUCCUGGCUGACUUGAAUGCAAUGCGAUCAUUUGGCAAGGUGCUGUCCGUAGAUGCCAGCGAGAAGAUGCCUCGGGACUUGAGGGUCGAGGCUCUCAAGGUGCACGCAAACAAGGAGAAGCUGAGCAACAUACUUCGGUGCAUGAUCAGGGUAGGGGCCGGCACUACCAACUGGGCUCGCGCAGCGUGGGAGAGAACGCCAUUCCAGGAGAUCGCAGGUACAUCGGAGGGGUCGGAGCUCGACUCUGACGUCAAGAAGAGCAUCGUUGAGCUUCGCGACAGCAUCAAUGAUCUUCUGUGCGGGGAGAACGUAUCCUACACCGGGAAGCUCUACGAGGUCCUGAUGGUGGGCGUCACGAGUGAAUCGCAUUCUCAACAUUUCGAUUGUUUCUCAAAGUACAUGGAUAGCUUGGGCGACACCGAGGCCGAGAGCACCACGAGUACCGAGCUCAUUUCCCUGAAGGACGGUUUCUUGCAAGCGAUUGGCAAGGGGCUCGAGGAGAUCUUGAACUACUGCGAAAACUUCGCGGACAACCUCGAGACCAUCUAUGGCAUCCACUGUGGCGUGGGGGACACCAGCAAGAUGACAUCGGAUGCAGACUGCUUCGAGUUCCUCUCUGCCGCGGCGAAAACCAUCCUUACCUUCGAGAUCGGGGUUCAGGAGAGGGCGGCGGUCCAGGAAGCGAAACGUCGGGCCGAUCUACUCGUCAGCGCGAACGCCGUGAAGAUGCGAAUACCUGGGAUGGCCCUGGAGAACGUGAUCUGCUUGUGGCUAGCCGACAAGGCCAGCAGUUUGUCAUCCGCCUUCGAGACGUUCAACGAGUUCGUGGCUACCAGCCCCAUCAGCACUCCAAUCAUGAGUAUGAUCACCCAGUUGGCAUCGUCGGACGGCUGCUGCUCGGUGACGCCGAAGGUCGUCGGCACCAUCCAGCUGACCAAUGCCUUGAAAUCCUACUCGCUGAUGGUGGAACCGAUCUCUUCGAAAAGCGAGCUGGCGGAAUGGGAGGAGCUCUUGAUCACGGAGUGGUCGUGCACGUUCGAUCAGCUCUUCGCGGAUCUUGACACGGGCCUCCUGGAGGCGUUCUUGCAGAAGUACGGCGAGGGCGGAGAGAACAUCUGGUCCCUGCUCACGGCUUGGAGUUUCGAUUCCGACGGUGAGGGUUCCAAGAAAGUGUGGCUGAGCUCGGCCCAGAAGGGUCCGACGAGGGAGGCCGAGAUCAAGGGCGUGGCUUCGUUCGUGCAGAACUUGCCCAAUGCCGAGCGCAUCGCCACCGAGCUCAAAGGUUCCUUCACGAGCCUCGAAUGGUUGCAGGCCGAUCAGGUCAAGAAGCUGGGCGAUCUCAUCGAGAGGAUGGGGUCCAUCAGGCAGACGGCCAAGGAUGGCGCCAUCCUCAUGGGCGCCAUCGUGCUGGCGAGCUCGGCCCCCGCAGGCGUUGCUAGAGACGCCACGCAGCGCUUCGUUUUCGAGCGCCUCGGAGUUCAGAAGACUCUGAUGCCCAAGAAGCUGCUGGACGCGCUUGGCGCCGAGCCGUCUCCAGAGCAGACUUUCAAGGAGGAGGCGGCUCUGGAAAAGGCGCCAGCAGCAGCAGCAGCAGCUCCCUCUUUAGCCCUGCAGCCCCCGCUGAAGAAGUGCAAGACCGAGGUGAAGUAA